Tremella mesenterica DSM 1558 is the source of this 5301-nucleotide messenger RNA. RefSeq lists its product as uncharacterized. The record is from RefSeq and is a predicted model, not a curated record. The coding region runs from base 1 to 5301 and encodes 1766 amino acids. The transcript has 7 exons. Gene Ontology annotation, cellular component: ER to Golgi transport vesicle membrane; endoplasmic reticulum exit site. NCBI's taxonomy places the organism in Eukaryota, Fungi, Basidiomycota, Tremellomycetes, Tremellales, Tremellaceae. Gene Ontology annotation, biological process: Golgi organization; COPII vesicle coat assembly; autophagy.
AUGAACCUUAAGCUGAAUGCUAGGUGGGUGCGCGCCAGGAUGCAGUCACAUUCCUCUCCAUCUCCCCCCUUAAAAGCACAUGAUCUCUUCACCGAAUCUACCGAUGAUGAUCCCUUCGCUCAGCUCGACGGAGCCGACUCUUCCCAUGCCGUCAAUCUCUACAUGGAGCCUGAUCCUGCAACUAGACCUACUCUUAUACCCCUCCCCGAAGACCACCCUAAUGACUUUGCCUAUGAUACCUCACAUGACCAGAUUGUUCCUCCCUCUUUCGCUCCACCACUUCCCCAGGAUAUUCCCUUACCCAAGGAAGACCCACAAUCACCAGAACCAGAGCCUCAGGGGCAAGCAAAACCCACUCCAGACUAUUCCCUCCUCCUCGCUGAGUUCUCCGACAUAGACAUUCUUCCGCCAGUCGAGGAAGAACAGAGGACGCAAGGCGACGUGAGACUCCCACACGCUCGGCAUCUUUCAGGCGCUGAGGAGCAAGACAUCACUGUGGACCCCCAUGACCAAUUUCCAGCUGCCGCUGCCCUUUUCGGCACGUCAGCUGAUGAAGAUCAAACCUUUGAUCCCUUCCUUCCUCUCGUUGGCGUACCCGAUGCUACUUCUACUCCUCCUAUCGUAUCGCCCGUACCCGAGCUCUCCAUCGAACAGGAUCAAGACGAUGAUCCCUUUCACGCCCUCGCCCAGGCCGGGGCUUCCUCCGCCAUUGCAGAGACGGGGGAGACCUCUUUGCUAUCCGACUUCUCCGAUGCUAGCAAUUGGUUGGAAGAUACGUCAAUUGACAUGUCGUUGGACCAAGGGCCACAACAAGACAUUGGGCCCGAGACAAAAGACCAUAGCUACGACGACGUUCAACCAGUGGAGGUUGACAUACCUCAAGGGUGGUACGAUGAUCACGGGGAGUGGCAUUGGUACACUGAAGAGGAGAAAGCGGCGGUCAGACAGGUUAUGCUGACACCGGAUACUUCGGUGCUAGAACAAUCUCACGGCUCUCCUGACGUCGGCGUCACAAAUGGCUAUGGACAGAAUAUUAUAUCUCCCGCUCUCAAUACAGGAGCCUUCUCUCCGGGACUGUCAGCACGACCCACUUUCGAGCGCGGUAACUCUGAGAACCUUGCUCGUCGGACACCUCAGCCGGAGCAACCGGCAGUGUUGAAUAGCAUAACAUACGAUCCGUAUGCUCCUCCACCUCAAUCGCAGGCUGAUGCCGGUCCUUCAACAUCAUACCAUCCCUAUCAACCUUAUCAACCUGCUGUCUACGACCCCGCUCCACCAUCUACUUUGAACGGCUCUUCAGUAGGGGAUUCAAAAUACAGUGCUUCUCUCUCCAAAUAUGACCCGUACGCACCUCCUACCUCCAGUAUGCCUCAACGUUCCGUCUCCAACUCCGGUCCGACUUCAGUCAACAAGCCUCCUGGUCCUCCCGCUCCCAAACCGCAACUACAACGCAUGACAUCGAACGCCUAUGAUCCUCCAUUGAGACAGAACAAACCGAUUGCCAGAUCGGUCUCCGCGGCACCUCUUGUUCCCAUUGGAUUCUCGAUGGCACAAGCUCCCCCUGUACCUCCUCUUCCCAAUAUGAACCCUCCGGUUGCUGCGCCUCGGCCACCACCAUCCGGUCCCCCUCGUCGAGGGAAAACACCUGUGGCCCCAGUGUUUGAUCCUCCCCCAAAAAUGCCAGCAGAGCAGCGAGCACCCCUGAUCAAUGGACAAGCGGGUCACGAGUUUUAUCAUCCUGAGAUAUCAUCAGGUCCGCCCGCCCGGGCGAGCUCCUCGACAUCAACACAUGCGGAUAAUAUUCGACCUGGCUCGUUCAACAGCUUUGAUCCUCCAAUCCGACCUUUCAGUACCGCACACCAUCAGCCCCAUCAUUAUCCAGCGCCACAAGUCUACACACCUCCAACCCUCGCCAUCUCCCCUCCACCCGGUGAAGCGGCAGCUCGUCCGGCCAGUCGUGGUCCGCCCCGACGGUCUUCCCCAAUGUACGACGCUCCACCCCUUCCCAGACCUGCGUCAGUCAAUCCCCCAAGCAAUCCUCCACAGAACUCCAACUAUGAUCAACCUCAUCGGCCAGCACCACCACCGUUUCCUGGAGAUACUUACGAUAGUCGUCCCCAGCCUCUCACGCAGUCCAGACUGUGGGACGAAGACCAACCUGGACAUGACCUUUCCGACGCAUAUUCUCAUCACACGCUAUCUCCGCCAGUACCUCAGAGUGCAUAUCAGCUUGAACCUCCCCGACCAACCUUACCUGUGAACCCCUCUGACAUAGAAGGAAACUUCGAUCAAUCCUCAUCUCUCGGACUGCAGCAUCAUGCUCCACAUGAACCCCCACAGCCUGUUCCUCAAUCAAGGCCAUAUCAGCCGUACCUUCCAACGUCCGACACAACUUCGUCUUAUGCUCCACAACCUUCCCGACACUCACCCGCCCCCUCAUAUGGUCAACCCCAGUCCUACGAACCUUCUCCUUACUCUGUCUAUGCCCCGAGUAUGACAUCACCCACGCAAAGUCAACCUCGCCCCAUUUCAGAUUACAGUACAUCUCCCUCUCUGGCCUUCUCUCCGGUCCAGCAGCGCACCUCUUUCGACGAGGCAUACGUCCCGCAACAAGUCCUUGAGCAACGUCCUGUUUCUGAAGACCCAUUAGGUCGAUGCAGUCUUAUAGCACGUAAUAUCCCUUUUGCAGUGUUCGGGUUUGGAGGUACCGUGAUAACUGCCUUCCCCGCUACAGCCGACGGUGAAGCGCCCGGCCUCGGACAUAAUCGUACCAUGUCCUAUGGAUAUGCUUCGGGGCGAGGUAAAGUGUGGCUCCGUAACAUCACUGAAUUGGUCCCUCCCAGUGUUCUGAAGAUCAGUGAGACGCCUUUUCCUGGGCCACUGUUGCUCGACCCAGCUGUGCCGAAAGGAGUAGCUGGAGAGAAGAAGAAAAGAGAGGCAAUCGUGGGUUAUUUGGAGGCGAGAACGGAAGAGAUAGAAAGGGGAUUGCCGUACCUGAUGUCGUCAGCUAGUCGUGCCAGGAGGAAGCAAGAAGGAAAGCUUGUCUUGGUCAAACUACUGGCGGCGAUGAUGUUGGGAGAAGGCCGGUUAUUGGGAAGUCCCAAAGUGGAGGACGCCGUCCGCAACGCCCUUCGACCCCCAGCUGAAACUCCCAACACCUACCCCUCGACGACCUCUAAUCACAUCACCGCUAACGGCUUCUCCACUGCCCAAGGGGCGCCGGUUACCUCAUCGCAGUUAUCUGAUAUCUCCAAUCUCCUCGGCAGUGGAGACAAACGAGGCGCUGUUGCGUAUGCUGUCGAAGCUGGUUUAUGGGCUCAUGCUUUGGUCAUCUCUAGCUCUGUCGAUCCUGAACUGUGGUCCGAGACUGUUUCUCGGUUCUCCGCAUCGGAAUUAGGAGAUAAAGGUCCCUCUGUAUCCGGUCUGAAAGCUUCGUACGCUUUAUUUUCAGGAGCCACCUCGCACACAGAUGACCCCGCGAACGAUCAAUGGAGAGAAGUUAUCAGUGCCGUCUUGUUCAAUGGCAAAGCGGCGGAUUUGUUGUGCUUGGAUGAGCUAGCUCAACGAUUGGUCGCUGCUAAAUUACCAGAAGCUGCACAAGUCUGCUUUUUAUUGUCACCAUCAUCGCCAUUUUCAGAUCCUACACCUGCAGCGGCGGACAAACCUAUCUUGUUGCUCCAGCAAAAAGACGAAGAUAGCACUAUCAUCGCUGAGGUGGCGGAGUAUGCCAGGUCUCUCAUACCUCUGCCAAAAGGUCAGGAAAGUCCUUUUGCAGGACUGCCGGGAUUGUUACCUGAAAAACUCCACCGUGCUUGGAUUGCCGCUGAGUUGGGAGAAAUUGAUAUUGCCACCAGAUAUUGCAAUGCGAUUGCCGCAGCGUCCAAGCCUAUCAAAGCCGGUCCAUCUCUCCUUCCCCCAUCCCUUCUUGCCAGUCUUGAAGAUCUUCUCGAACGUCUGACCGGCACUCCCUCCGUUGACCCUCCCACGGCUAUCGGCUCUCGUCGCGCACCAAAACCAGGUUUAGAUAAAUUAGGUUCAUGGAUAGGAGGUCGACUUACAACCUUUAUCGCUGGUGAAGAAGGAGGUCCACCACCAAAACCCGAUCCCACACAAACCGGUCCAGUGGGACCAUUCUCACAUUUCAGUUCCAUCUCUCCUAAUCCUUCCAUGCCCACCACACGCACCACUUCAUCCUCCGAUAGCGGUCGUAGUGGACAUCUCGGUAUUCCCAACAUUGAUCCAGGACAAAACUAUGAUCCAACGUCACGUUCAUAUGGUUCUUCCUCAUCUCUCAACACUUAUGGUGACUGGUCAGCAUAUAAUAAUCACUUGGAUGAUGAUGCUACUCCUCAUGCUGAAAUCCCUCCAGAUGGACCUGUAGAAUUGUUAACUCCGAUGGCAGCAUUAUCUCUCAAUUCUUCGAAUACACCUUCUUUCACAUCCACAUACCAACCCGCUCAACAUGAUGAAGAAGAAGUAGAAGAUGAUUUAGGAUUUGGAAAUACUUCUUUGUCACGCGCUCGAACACCUAAACCGGAAAGUUCAAGAGAUACAAAUACCUCGAAUCAAUCUACACAGUCAACAACUGAUAAACCUGUCACACCAACGCCCCCCACGGAUUCACCGAAACCGGAACAGAAAACCGGUUGGUUGAGAGGAUGGUUCGGGAAGAAAGAUGAUUCCCCCGGUCCUGUGAAAGCUAAUCUGGGGGAAGAAAGCUCGAUGGUAUUUGAUCCAGAAUUGAAAAGAUGGGUUGUUAAAGGUUCCAAAGGAGAAAAAACUCCACCUCCUCAAUUAGCUCCUCCACCUAGAGCGCAAACGGCGAGUCCUUCUAAGCUCGGUCGACCGAACCAUCAUCAAAGUCAGGCUCCAACAGUGAGACCGAUGUCCGUUGUUCCUGGUAUUUCUGGACCACCUAAGAGUUCAAGUAUGACGAGUUUGACAGGGACAGAGAUAAGGAAAAGUAGGAGUAGUUUGAACGAAAGUGUUACAGCUGGGGAUGUUGAUCGUAUCACUUUUUCCGUUGAUCCUGAGGGUGAAUCAGGAGGACAAGGUGGUAAGGAAGAAGGAGAAGAAAGAGUGCAAGGUGGUAAGGAAGGAGAUGGAAGAGGUAAUGUGAAUAGUGGGAAUGGACCACCGAGAUUGACCCCAACACCAAUGACCAGUCUAGGUAUUGGACCACCUUCCAGACCGGGUACAGCAAGUAUAGACGAUUUACUCUCUCGUCCACCUACCAGACCGGGAUCAAAAGUGAAGAAACCGAGAAAUAAAUAUGUGGAUGUAUUUCAAGGACAGGGAUAA